Molecule: messenger RNA, 2564 nt
Organism: Solea solea (common sole)
Lineage: Eukaryota; Metazoa; Chordata; Actinopteri; Pleuronectiformes; Soleidae
Exons: 14
Coding region: 69-2093 (674 amino acids)
Biological process (GO): linoleic acid metabolic process; lipid oxidation
Molecular function (GO): iron ion binding; protein binding; oxidoreductase activity, acting on single donors with incorporation of molecular oxygen, incorporation of two atoms of oxygen
Source: RefSeq, a predicted model, not a curated record
GAGACUCCUGGACCUGUGGGUGACGUCAUGUUUCGGUCACCAGGUGGCGUUCACGUCCAGGUGACACAAUGGCUUCCCAUGAGAAGUUUGAAGUGAGUGUUCACACCUCACCUGGUCCCACCAGUGGAACCUUCAGUCACCUGUGGCUCAGCCUGAUUGGCUCACAGGGUGAGACUCCGCCCACCAGAGUGAACGAGGGCGAGCGUCAUCUCCUGCCGGGUUCUACUUGUCCAGUUCUGGUCCAGACCAACAGUUCUCUUGGUCGCCUUGUUUUGGUCCGGCUCCGGCUCGAGGUCCAGACUGGAUUCCCAAACCUGGACUGGCACUGCAGCCAUGUGGAGGUCCGACGGCAGCAUGAGAGACCGGGGUCACGACCUGAGGAUGCAGAGACGCAGGUGUUCCACUGUGACAGGUGGCUUCAAACAGAAGAUGGCGACGUGGAGCUGCGGAGUGGAAAGUUGUGUCUGCUGAUGGACGAGACUGAGGACAAGCUGAAGCAGCAGAGACACGAGCAGCUGAAGCAACGACAGAAACUCAUCAGAUGGUGUGUGUUUGUGGACGGAGCUCCACACUGUGUGGACAUGAAUACUCUGUCAGAAUUGGGACCGAACCUCAGCUUCUCUAGGACCAGUCAACACCUGAACGUCCACUACCUGAAAGGCUUCACUGGACGAGUCCAGGCCUGGACCAGCUUUUCCGAGCUCGAGGCCAUGUUCGUUCACAGUGGACACAACAAUGACAUCGCCAAAAAGGUCAGGGGUCACUGGAAGGACGACUGGUAUUUUGGACAACAGUGUGUCAACGGCUCUAACCCUCUGCUGCUGCGUCAGAUCCGCCUCCUCCCUCCUCAACUGUCUGUCACUCCUGAUAUGCUCCGCCCCUUCCUCCCUGAAGGCUCCUCCCUGGAGCGGGAGCUGCAGACAGGACACAUUUAUCUGCUGGACUACGAGGUUUUGGACGGCGUCCCUGCCAAUGUCGUCAAUGGGAGACAGACAUUUGUGUCCGCCCCACUCUGCCUGCUGCACCUGAACCAGCAGCAGCAGCUCAUCCCCAUUGCCAUCCAGUUGCAGCAGACUCCUGGUCCUGAGACGCCGGUCUUCCUGCCCUCUGACCCCGGCUGUGAUUGGCUGUUGGCUAAGAUUUGGGUUCGCAGUGCAGACUUCCAGUAUCACCAGUUGGUUUCACACUACCUGAGAACCCACAUGAUGGCAGAACUGUUCUGUGUGGCAACACUGAGGCAGCUGCCCGACGUCCACCCGCUGCACCAGCUGCUGAUGCCGCACGUCAGGCCGUCGCUUCAGAUUAAUUUCCAGGCCAGAACUUUGCUGCUCGCUGCUGACGGCUUGUUCGAUAAGAUGGUGGGUUGUGGUCUCAAGGCGAUACCUGUGGUCUUGUCCCGGGCUUCAAAGGGGAUCCGUUACCGCUCCCUGUGCGUCCCCGAGGACUUGUCCGACCGCGGCGUGGACAAGCUGCCGCAGAGCUACUACGCUCAGGACGCACUCAGAGUCUGGCGCGCACUGCACAGGUUCGUGGUCAGCUGGGUGGAUCUGUAUUAUCGCGCAGACAGUGACGCGCAGAGAGACCGUGAGCUUCAACACUGGCUCGAUGACAUCAACACUCACGGCUUCACGCGCGGCGCAGGUUUCCCUCGGGUUUUCAACAGCAAAGCUGAAGUUUCCACGUAUGUCACCAUGAUCAUCUACACGUGUUCAGCUCAGCACGCCGCCGUCAACUUCUCCCAGCUGGACUUUGCUCUCUGGACGCCAAACUGUCCCCCCGCCAUGAUGCGUCCUCCUCCACGGGUGAAAGGCGCGGUGACGGAGGAAGACAUCGUGUCCUUUCUGCCAUACGUUAACGCGUCUUGUCGCGUUCUCCUGGUGCUGACUCAGCUGUCGCAGCUGGCUGCCGACUUUGUUCCUCUGUGUCACUACAAGGAGGCCGUCUUCAGGGACGACGCCCACCGCAGGCUGCUGGAGGAAGUGCAGGCUGAACUGGAGACGAUUUCUGAGGACAUUUCUGAGAGGAACAGUCACCUGGAGCUGCCGUACCCGUACCUGUGUCCCCGCCUCAUCGACAACAGCGUCAACAUCUGAAUUAACUUCAGAAAAUCAGCAAAUACACCCAAAUGUUUUUUACCCUGAGAAAAUCACUAACCAGAGCUGGUGAAACCACAUUAAACCAGAUGCAGUGAAACCACAUUGAACCGGACUUGGUCAAACCAGAUUAAACCACAAGUAAAUCAUACAUGGUUAUACCAGCAAAUGCUGAACCAGAAAUGUUCAAACCUGAAAUCAUGAGUCCAGACUAAACCAGAUGUGUUCAAACUGGACAGGGUUACAUUGAACUAAAACAGAUUAAAGCAGAAAAAAUUGCUUCUUGCUCAAACGAGACCAGGGAUCGUCGACAAACAACAACAACACACGUGGUGUUAGCGUAAGUGAACACUGUUUAUUUGUGGUUGUGUAGUUUGAUGUAAACAGAAACUCCAACGGCCGUGAUCACACGUGAUUUAAUACUGAUUUAAACAACGUGAUUCUCCUGCAAUAAACUGCAAUUUAUUCAAU